AGAUACAGUCGGAAUGCCUCCGGCCCAAAAGUACCUAAAUUAUAUCGUUAGCUUUCUGAGGCAUCAUUACUGUCAACGAAUGACUCAACAUGUCGAGAGGACUACUUCAAGCAGCGCAAUCUCACGAGCUAUUGCAGCUACAUCAUGAUUUCAUAGGAUUCCUCAGUAGUUAUUUUGAGAGACAUCGGUUUCCUUUCACAAAAGGGGCUUCGAUGUUCGAUUUCCGGCGGUAGGGAAGCUAUCUCACAAUCAACAAGUAGCCAGCCAGGAAAAUCCCCAAUAGCGAAUAACUGUGCUAUGAUGGGUGACUAUAUGUGAGAUUGUUAAUGACUGUUCCCCAAAAAAACAUAGUCCAGCAUUUACUCUUAGUGUUAUAAGACUGAGCUAACUCACUCGAUCAUCCACACUUAUACAUAGGUUGGCAUAACUAAUACCUUGAGCCCCUAUAAUCACUACUCCUCACCGCCCCCAAGAGAACUGGCUACCUAGGUAUUUAUCAGAAAGUCGCCUAUGCGACCACGAAAUGGAGCAGAAUUAUUCCCUAGUCGAGGCGACGCAUCAUUUCAAGUCAAUACCAUGGUGCGUCGCUCUUCUUGAGCGUCCUGGUGUGAUUACAUUUACCCCCACCUCUCGAUUGCCAGAGGAUCCUACCGGUCACUCUCCAACUCAAGACCAAUUAUUUCGGAAGACGCUCAACAAUGCCGACACCGUGCCUCACUGUAUCGGCUUCUACCAAGACCCGGUUUCCUCUGAUUUGGAUAUAGAGGAAAGCCCUUCUGCCUCGUUGGGCUCGUCCUCACAACUUAGCCCAAAACUUUUCAUCAACUCCGCACCCCUUAUUUUCGACCUAUGUCCAGGUGUGAAUGGAUAUAAUGGGACAGCCCAAGGCGGAUUCAUCAGCUCCCUGAUAGAUGAGGCAAUGGGAAACCUCAUUUUUACCAAUUAUCAAGUUCAGGGGCGUGAAGAGGCACAAGGGCGGCGUUUGCCACGAGGCGUUUUGAAUUUGAAUAACGCCCGAUUCUUUACUGCGAGCAUGACUGUGCGGUUUCUGAAGCAUUUACCUACCCCACAGACUGUCGUCGUGACAGCAUCUCUUAACAGAAUAGAGGGGCGGAAAAUGAGUUUAGACGUAACGGUCAAGAACAAACACCAGGUGGAGUUUGCAAGAUGUGAUGGUCUCUGGAUGUCGCUGCCAAAGGAGAAGAUGUGACUGAUAAGUAAUAACUUCCGUGAUUUCAAUCCUAUCAAGGAUCCGGUUACCAUAUAUCUCCACUACUAGUAGCUACCUAGGUAAUUACUUCAAACUACCUUAUGUUACCCCAACUGGUAUCUCUGUAGACCAUAUAGUCUAUUUAGUAAUUAUUGAAGUAGAUAUUAGUCAGUAAUUGCCAGUUGCUUGGUGCUAACAUACGACUUGAUC
This is a messenger RNA of Daldinia decipiens, 1420 nucleotides long. RefSeq names its product HotDog domain-containing protein. The record is from RefSeq and is a predicted model, not a curated record. The transcript has a single exon. Lineage: Eukaryota; Fungi; Ascomycota; Sordariomycetes; Xylariales; Hypoxylaceae. The coding region runs from base 524 to 1210 and encodes 228 amino acids.